Messenger RNA from Drosophila novamexicana, 4177 nucleotides. RefSeq names its product transcription factor Sox-6 (gene Sox102F). Lineage: Eukaryota; Metazoa; Arthropoda; Insecta; Diptera; Drosophilidae. Gene Ontology annotation, biological process: cell fate commitment; regulation of transcription by RNA polymerase II. Gene Ontology annotation, molecular function: RNA polymerase II cis-regulatory region sequence-specific DNA binding; DNA-binding transcription factor activity, RNA polymerase II-specific. The transcript is spliced from 7 exons. Gene Ontology annotation, cellular component: nucleus. The coding region runs from base 77 to 3115 and encodes 1012 amino acids. The record is from RefSeq and is a predicted model, not a curated record.
AGAAAAAGGAAUAGAAAAAUAAAUAAAUAAAUAAAUAUAUGGAAUAACUAUUCAGAUCAAGCUGCAAUAGCAAAGCAUGUCGGGAAAACGCAAAUCGACACCAAACAAAUUUGAUGCCGACUCAAAUAGCUCGCAGGGAUUAGAAGGAGCAUCCGCUGAGACUGGACGACAAUUCCAAUUUAAUCUGAACGAUAUUGCAGUCUCGGCUGGUAAAAUGCAAAAACAGAUUCUCAAUAAUAACAAUAACUAUAAUGAUAACGAGGUCGUGAGCUGUAAUGUGAAGAGUAGGACCGAGUGCGACAUUAUUUGUAAUUCGGAAGUUGCAGCAGUAGUGGUUGGCGACGGCGAGGGUGAGGGCGAGAGCGAUGGCAAGGGCGAGGAUUAUAUGCGAAUGGGCUUAGGACUUGGCCUGUGCGCAGUUUUGGAAAGCGAUGGUGAGCACACUGAUUUGGAUAUUGACAUAAGGAGCAUAAGCCCAAGAGUUACUUCCAAUGCCAGUGAAGACGAGUCGGAUAUUGACAAUGUUAGUCAUUCUUCCCAUCAUACUAUAACAACGGCGUCAUCUGCAAAGAAGCGUAUUAAAAAAACAUCUAAGUUACGUCUACUUAAUGGAACUUCAAAGAUGGCGCGAGCUCAACAGAUUAGCAUAUCUGGGAGUCCAGGAGCACAGGAGCAAAACCCAAUAAACGCUGAUGCUUCGGGCUCAUUUCCGGUUAAUUGCCCCGAUGGAGAAGCGAUCCAACGAUUUGUUAACACAGCACAGUUUAACGAAGACGACAUUGAGGAUACGAAUCUCACUUUUUUCAAGAGCGAAUACAGUACAUUGAUAAAACAGGAACUUAAUGAUAAACUGGAACCUCCACCACCUAAGCUGAGUGCUAUCGUCACGAAAGAUGAACUUAUGGAGCACGAUGUCAUCGGCAAAGAGCAGCGCAUUUUCCAUAUACCAUGUCGAAAUUCAGCUUCUACUAUUAAGAAUUUUGAUGGAGAACAUUAUUUUCCCAGCCGAACGGAGCUUCCACCAUUAAUUGUUCCUCCCCCUGUAUCUGACACUUUUGGCAAGCAAAGCGUUUUAGAGGACGGGCCGUUGCCGAAGUCCACAAGAGAGAAUAGCGCGUUGACUGCAAGAGGACAAUCACAGCGAUCGCAUGGGAAGGACCGGACUGUCUCCGAAAUGAUUCAACAUCUGCAGCUCAUCCGAAGUAGAUUGAUUAACCAGGCACAGUUUGAAAGCAUGACUGACAUUGAGGCAAAUAUUCAACAGCAGCAGCAACAGCUCCAAAAUGUUCAACGAAUGCACCAGGAGAGCUGCCUGCAAGAGCUGCACCAGCAGCUAAGUGCUCAAUUCACGGCGGCGCACCAUCAGCAUCAACAGAUUGUUCCCACAGUGCCAAGUAAUCUAGUACCAUUUCUACCAUUCCUGCGUCCUCCCGUGCCCACCGCCGCUCAGCAGCUGGCGCACAUAAUGCCCGGCCAUGUGGCGCCGCAGUCGCACUACAGUCAAAGUGACAACCACAAUAGCCAUGUUCACCCACACGCCCACAAGCUGGCAAUGCAACCGAUGUGGCCAACAGCGGCGGUUGCAGCAGUCCACAUUCAAGCGGCUCUGGCUGCGGCCGCAGUGGCUGCCACCAACAACAAUAAUAACAAUAAUAAUAACAACAAUAAUAAUAGUAAUAAUAAUAGUAAUAACGGUAACAAUAUUACCAAUAGCAGCAAUAGUAACAACAACUCCAUGUUGGCCCAAACCCAAGCUGCCCGAAAAUACUCGAAAGCUGAAGCGACAGAUGCCUCGAUGGAGGCUCAUAAGAUAGGAACCGAAUGUGGUAUUGAGGGUGGAGUGUCAAGAUCAGAAUCGCCCAUCCACAGAUCCAAUAGUGCAGCCGUGCUCAUGUACAGCCAUAACACGCCUCCUGACUCUCCCCAGGGGCGAUCUGGGGUGCCAGCAGUUAGCGUAACCCACGGCACAGACGACGGUUUAAUCUCAAUAAAUUACCCAUCUUCGCCGACGGAGCGUCAAAAUGUGGCCAACAAGUCUGAAGUCUUAAGCUCUGAAAUGGAUGCGCCACUUAACCUUUCUAAGCCCAAGGGCUCACCUGGCUCGUCCCCGAUCAGCUCUUGCUUAAGGGAUCAACGGGAGCGCCUGACCCCCGUUGUGCCAAGUCCGCCGCUGAACUGGCAGCAGAUGAGUCAAACGGUCCCAGUCGCCUCCCAUCAGCAUCAACCCUCAGCGUUGUUCUCUGAUGUCGAGGGCAGCUACUUGCAAUCCCGCGGCCGAAUGUGGAAUGCAGCCAGUGGAUGCGUGAGUGAGCCGAAUCCACAGUUGUCCACCGGUGGAGCGAGGGGCGGCUCUGCUCGAGUGGCCCGCAGUAGUCGCGAUUCUGUAAACAGCUGCGGCACCAGCUCAGAAAGAUCAGCUGUAUUGGAUCCGGAAUGCCAUGCGCAUGCCCAGUUGGGCUCACAGCCACAACGGCAUGGCCAUGGACACAGCAAGCCGCAUAUUAAAAGACCCAUGAACGCUUUCAUGGUGUGGGCCAAAGAUGAGCGCAGGAAAAUAUUAAAGGCGUGUCCAGACAUGCACAACUCAAAUAUAUCGAAGAUUUUGGGUGCCCGCUGGAAGGCGAUGUCAAACGCGGACAAGCAGCCCUACUACGAGGAGCAGUCGCGCCUUUCGAAACUGCACAUGGAACAGCAUCCCGACUAUCGCUAUCGUCCGCGUCCAAAACGCACUUGCAUAGUGGAUGGAAAAAAAAUGCGCAUAUCAGAGUACAAAGUCCUGAUGCGAAAUCGACGUGCGGAAAUGCGACAGCUGUGGUGUCGCGGAGGCAGUGGUCCAGGUCCAGCGGGCGCGAGCGCUGAGUGCCAAACUAGUCACGGGUCGGAGGGUACCAUUCAAGCAGCGGCAGCCGCUGCUGCUGCCGUAUAUCAUUUGCAGGAGAUGAGCCAAGCCGUUGUCGGGACGCAUGCGGACGAUUGCGAGACGCCACCUCCGGCUCUAAUACUUGAUGGGCCCGUCGCUAGCAGUAACUACUACUAUCCACCGGAGAGCCUGUCGCCAUCGGGCUUUUCCUCUGAGGACAUAGAAAUGUCAUCGCUGCGUGAUGUCGACGACUAAGAAUCGGCAUUGGUGAUCCUAUGAGGAGCCUCAAGCCCCAAAAUAUAAAAUAAAAAACAGUGAAGAAAAGCAUGGCACGCCCUUACCUGCAUAUAAACAUACAUAUAAUAAUAUAUUCACUAUAGAGGCCUGGCAAAUUGCACCUUUACAAUGAUGUAAAGCACAGGGGAAAAGGUCUAUGGCCCUGGCCUUGAUACGGAUGAAAAUAAGACAAGAACGCAACUCUCUUCAACUUUGAUUUAAGUUUUUGCUUGUAAAUAUACAACGACUUAGGCUAAAAUCUGUGUAUAGUCCUUUAAGUUUCAGUUCAAGUGCCAUUACUUACACAAACACACAUACGCAUACACCAUACAUUUAAUUUGGAUAGAAUGUUUCGUAGUCGACGAGAAUGGUUCGCUGGAUUCUGUUCACGAGGAAGCUCCAAUUUUUGUGCCAUUUAUGCACCAAUGCCAUAGCAAAAUAUUAAUUUACUAGUAGGUAGUUAGUAACUUGGGAUGAUAAGUUAAUCCCGUAUCGGUACAUCCAUAUUAACAUAUUUAUAUUCUUAUAUCAUAGGCACGGAUUCAUCAAGUUCGUCUCCAUAUCGAUCAUAUUCAAUGAAAAGGUAUAACUAUAAUACACAAACACACAUAUAUGGUAGUUACCUAUACAUACUAUAUGGGAAAAGGUAUGUACAUACAUAAAUAUACAUACAUAAAAAUGUAUGAUUGUAGUUUUAGUUGUGUGCUAUUUAGCCCAAUCCCUUUGGGCGCACAAUCAAAAUCACUCUCAUCAUGUUAUACGAUAAGUAUAUACGAGUUUAGCCAACAUCUCUUAAAUAGUAACUUGAGUUCAUGAUCUAAUUAGUCAGAUAACGAUCGCUCUCUUAUAUUUCUGGGCGGAUAUGAUAACGCUUAUGCUAGCUCUAAAUCAACUAAGUUAUUAGGCAGAUUACUUACCAGACAAUUUAAUUUGUUUAGGAUUAUAGAUAUAGGUAUAUCGUACAAGUGUGCAUAGUAUCUAGCGGUGAAAUUAUGACAGCCGAUUUAUUUGAUUGUAUACAUCCAUACAUACACAUAUGCA